AUGAACGUUGAAACCGGGUUGAUGCAAUAUACGAAAUCAGAUGGAAUUUUGCACGUUCGAUCAGUUAGUGAUCUUAGGAUUGUAGAGGCGAAAGUUAACGAGAUCUCAAUUCCAUACAAUUUUAGUCGGAUAGGUUCGGAAAGACGAAAAGCCAGAGAUCUUAGGAUUAGAGUUGAAUAUUUUGACAAAUCUGUUAAACUGCUGAAUACUACGGCUGAAUUGCCAAAGACAUAUAUCGGCUUCUUCAAUGACGAAUUUUCUAUUUUUAAGAGUGCUCUUGCGGUAGAAUUGCAUAAAAAUGAAAAGACUCCUUCUGGCACACCAACAUCCAUUGUGACUAAUAAUGAUUUUGGAGACAGACAAGCGUCUGUAGAAGCUAUAUUAAACAUAUCGGCGGAUUUGUCUAUCUGGGAUUAA
Molecule: messenger RNA, 417 nt
Organism: Rhizophagus irregularis DAOM 181602=DAOM 197198
Lineage: Eukaryota; Fungi; Glomeromycota; Glomeromycetes; Glomerales; Glomeraceae
Source: RefSeq, a predicted model, not a curated record